Caenorhabditis auriculariae is the source of this 18100-nucleotide messenger RNA. Lineage: Eukaryota; Metazoa; Nematoda; Chromadorea; Rhabditida; Rhabditidae. The record is from the annotation of a GenBank genome assembly.
AUGGUGAGAACCGACGUUAGCCGGCUGCUGGACCGUCUGACGCGCGGCACCGACCAAAUCGCCGUCGAAGUUUUGCCCGCAGGUUAAUUGCCCCAAUAAUUUGUAGACUUCUGUGUGUUUAUGUGAUUUGUUCAGGCAGCAUGACGGACGACAUUUGCGAGAUUUUGAGUGAUCGGAAAUUUCCCGAGCUCCAGGCCGUGGUUCGCGACAAUUUGUACAGCAAAACCGUUCCCUGUGAGUAAGAGAUUUGACAACGAAAAAAGAUGGACAUAUGAGUGUAAAACAAGACUUGGGCCUGAGAAUACGCAUCAAUAUUCCUCUUUAAUUUUAAACAAAAUUUCUCCUUUUGAAGCCUCGAAUUAUAAGAGAAAAAAGGUCGAUCGGAAUAAGGAAACCAAUAUGUUCAAGAAAUAAUUGAGAAGGAAUAUUUUUUGAGAGGGAAGUUUGCCUUCCAAAAAUUUUGGAAAGCAGCUUGAGAGCUUGAGAAAAAAGUCUGUAUUUUUUAUCGUUUAUUGAGCUCUGCAGCUAGCUUCUAAAAAACUUUGGUGUCGUUUUCAGAGAUGUUUCACCUGAGAAAAAGAGGUUGAUGAACGAUUCAAAGCUUCGCAUUCUGUUUUGAAAAAAAUAAUUACUGUAUAUAAUUUCGAAAAAUAUUAUCGGUAACGUUCUUUCUCAAGAAUCUCUCUGAGAAUCUGAGGAACUCAAAUUUUUGAAAGAUCUUCAAACACUUUUAAUGACGCUCAAAUCCUUUUCGAAACUUGCUUAUUUUUUAGAUUUCAAAGGAAAUUCUCAAUUCUCUCUCAAAAAUGAAAAUGCAUGGUUUUUGGCGCGCAAUUUGAUCUGACAAGACAUCCCUCGGUUGGGGCACGUUCCUUCACUUUCACGCGGAUUUUUCGGCGCCUGAGUCUCGACCAAACAGCUGGCGCAUCACUUUGAAUAAUGGCCACACCGGUAGAAAUGCGUGUUAUUUUGCAACAAGAGCGUCCUCAUCGACUUGCCUCGAAAUGGCCGAAAAUGCCGUCUUGUCCAUGGCGUUUUUGUCUCGGAGAAGCUCUUUGCCUGUUAUUAAAUGGAAUUGUUCUGGGAUUGGUUCGUUUCUCGACUUUUUUUUUUAAUUAAAUUUUUUUUGACGCCACGAUUCAAGCACGUUUUUUCAAAAAUAAAAUAUUCUCUGACCUUUUCUGAAGGUGUUUUUGUUCAUGUUGACAUUCUAGAGAUCAGGGAACCGACAUUAAAAAAUAAUUCAAAACAAAAUUGAAUGCGAAAUUUUUGAGCCGAAGUCUGGAUAUCUGGGUUCAUUUAUCUAAACAAACUGUGUUUUAUUGGCUCAUAAAUGUAUUUUUAUUAAUCCAGACAAUUCCAGACACUACGAGACCAGCACGCGAAGGCGAAAUCGACGGGGAACACUACCGUUUCGUCAGCGUCGAAGAGUUCAAGGAACUGCAGCAAAAUGGACAGCUUCUGGAGCAUGGAAUUCAUAAUGGUACGUUUUUUUUUCAUUUUGAGUAUCUAACAAAAAUCUGACAGUUGUACUAAUAUAAAAAAUGAGUUCAUAUCAAAAAUUUAAAAUUCAUAUUAGACGAGAAAAACAAACAUAUUAAACUGGGGAUGUCUUCAAGACAAUAUUGAAGUUUUCAGUAUUUGGCUUUUUUUUUGAGGCUGUACGCAUAAGCUUCAUGAUUGAAAUAAGGGAGAUCCCAGGUUUCGAACCGUUUUCUGUCGAUAAAUCACUAAAUUUUGUUGGAUUCUUUUUCCGAGUUCGCGUACUAUUUGUUUUGAUAUUUUACUCUAUGCUCAGCUGACCUCCGAGACUCGUUUCCGGCCUGGAUGUCAUGCCCAAAUAUGUAGUAGACCCCGAUUUGCGUUGUCCGAAAAGAGGCGGAAUGUAUGGAAACGAGACUACUUGGAUGGGGAUAAUCUACUUUCAAACCCUCUUGGUUCGCUUUCGGAGGUCCAACUUCUCUCAAAGCUUUUCAGCUUUUGUAGUGGAACUUUCUUUGAUUUUCCUAUAACUCUUUCCGUGUGAGGAUUUGGUUGCUUGUGCAUUUCAACUCCUGAGCCCGUUUUUUUCUUUUUUUGAAGACUUUCAGAUGAUACAACCAAACCUUUUUUAAAUUUCAUAAGAUUCUUGAAACUUGUUCGACGAUUGUUUUGAGGAACUGCGAAAAAAGAGUCGCUACAAGAUCUCUUAUGCUCCAGUGAUAAAUUUUUUUCAUUAUUGCAAAAAAUGAUGAAACUCUUAUUGAAAAAAUAUGAAUCUAACUAAUUUAUUUAUGUUCCUUAUAAAUUUCAUGAUUCAAAAGGAGCCCCUAGUUGAAAUUCUAUUUCGACACAUUUUUUUUCCUGGUUGUGAAUUUCGAGAAUCUCAAUUUCUGAAAAAGAGUUUGAAGUGCUCUGAAACACUCUUUUGUCAUUGACCCGGUCAUAACUUCUUCAUUGUUCAUUGAGCAGAUCAAUGAGGCUGAACAUUUCUUCCCUUGCUCAAAAACUCAAUUUUGACAGUCUUUUCUGACGAUUACGUGCACGAAGACAGGAAUAAUGAGGCCGGUAAAUGAGGUUUGCUCGACGAUUUUCUACCUUAUAAGGAGGCCCUUUCCUCACCUGCGCGUCCUCACCACGUUUCUUUCCUACCUUCAUCGUCUCCUUUCCAUUUUUUUUUUUGGUGUCUUCCCUCGUUUCUUUGCACUCUCCUCGGUAUUUUCCUUGUUUGGUAGGGGCUCUCCGCGCGUACCAAACGCGCAAUCUUUUGCACACUUUUCGUCUUUUUCGCCUGUCUUGUGUACCUUUUUCUUUCCUUUCGUUCUUUUCCGAGUUUUUAGGGCUCGACUCGGUUUUUUUUUGUCUGGAAAACGAUAUAGUUAAACUUCUCAGUUUUCUUAAAUUUUUUUUUUUGAGUUGUGAAUCUUAAUUUUCUUAGAGACUUGCACGGACUUUUUAUCUGUACCCUAUUUUUUUCCAGACCGCGCGUAGUUUAAAUUUAUUUGAGUGAACUUCGGAGCUUUGGAUUGGGUUUUUCAAAUUUUUUUAUUUUAAAAACUUGUUAAUUGAUUUUUAAAACCUAAUCGCACUUUAGAUGCAAAAAAACGACGUUUUCUGCCUAAGUCAUGAACGUCCAAGUUGAUACCUCAAUCUUAAGAUGAGUUUUGUGCUUUUCGACAUCGAUUUUUUAACUUUCAACUCAAUUUUCUGCUGCAUAGAAGGGUCUUCUUCUUUUCUCUUUAAGGCCUACGGUUAAUCUUUCAAGUCGGUUCGUUUCCUUCUGCAUUUUUAAGUUGAUUUUACUCGAAAAAACCUAAUUGCGAUUUUAGGGUUUGAGAAAACUGAGCCGCGCCUCAAUUUUCAAUCCCAAGUCGGAUUCAGGUAGUUUCCACUAAGAUACAGUAGAAGAUGCGCACAUUUGCAUGCGGUCGAAUGAUUCAUGGCUUCUAGGCUGUCAUGUAUGUAUAAUUGUGGUAACCAAGGCCUGGUUUGAAGAGUGUCUGAUGGAAAGCGAAGAAAACGUUGGGUCGGCUAAUUUUUCACGGUUCUCACAUGUGGCUGGGUACAUGGUUAAUGUGUUGUUGGCGUGGCCGAUUCUUCAUUUCGGAUCCCUCCCACGCACAUCUGCCUUCGCGGUUCAACAUAUACCAUUUGUAAUCAUAUUCGUCAGUUUUUUUUUCAAAUUUUCAGAGACUUUUGAAGGAAUUGGUCGAAAAAUAUAGUUUUGAAACCCUUUUUUGGAUAAUUUUCGAGAUACAGGUAAAAGACAAUUCUUUCCUGCGCUUUUUUUUAACUUUUCAUCUCAAAAUGUUUUAUCAAUGAUGUAGUAUUUAGUUUGGUUCAGAACAUGCAGAGAUUUUUAUGUUUUUUUUUUUGAAAUUUUCUUGAGGCAACUUUCUUACUAGGUUACUUUCAUCUCAAAACCAUUGAAUGUAAAGAAAGUGUUUUGAUCGGAGCCUCAAGCUUUUGAAAUAGCAGCGCUGCUCGAUUUUCGCAUUUUAAUUUUGAAGUACCCAAAAAAAACGGUGUGUGUUGGUGCAAGUAGAGGCUCUACUGUUGAGCGGUUGAAUUGAAAAAAGGACAGAAAUUGGUUUUCGGAAAAGUAUUGGAUGGAUGGCCGGUGGCCUUCGACUGCGCGGCUAUUAGGUGCCGAACAUCCGCCGGCCACCGACAAAAUCUCUUUUCUUUUGUCCCUUUUGAUUUGUUGUCUUGUGUUUGUGUUCCCCUUUUCUCGGGUUUACUUUUAUCUCACCGUUAUUCUUUGAACGGACCUUGAUAAAAUUCCUUCCAUUCGAUAAGUUUUGGAAUAUUGAGAAAAAAUUUUUGAGAAAAAGCUAAUAAAUUUUCUCAUGUGAAAAACUCUCCAGGGGCUGUGAUUUUGCAGCACACAGUUAUAUUUUCCGUUUCAAAAGAAUAAUUUUUGAAAAGGAAGUUUUGUACGUGUUAAUGAGUGCGUUCAGUUUCAUGCGCAUGUAAUUGCGCUCCAUCGACAAACGGCUAAAUUUUAGAUUAUAAACUUUUUUUCAGAGUUUUCAUGAAAACUGGAUAAUUUUGAAAGACCUUGAUAGUUAUCAAUUACUAUUUAUUCAUUUUUUUUUCCAUUCGAUACUUUUUUCCGAUCACUUUUUUUGGCGAUCCUCUGAUUGGACUGGAAUUUAGGGAGCGAUUGGCUCAUUCUUAACUCUUUUGAUAUCUGUUCUCAUUCAAUCCCAAACAGCUCUAUCAGAAUGAACCAUAGACCGAUUAAUUUUGUCAAAAGUUCUGCGUAAAUUGUCGGCGUUUCCUUUGACCGCUGCCUUUUCCUAUCAAUUUGGUCCUGGAACCACUAAAACGCAACAGGAAAGACAAAAAAAUAAGAAAAAAAAAAGCGGCAGCGGUCGGUUGAAAACGAAUUGGUUUGGUCGGCAAAUGAGUUCCGUCUGUUGAAGUUGAACUUUUCCAUGUUUUCUCCUUUUUCGAGACAAGUUUGUUAGGAGUUUGGAACGAACGGAACUGGAUAGCGGGCAGAAAAAAGGAUGAAAAAGGGUAAUAGGCCUCGUUGGCAGUGUUAGUUUGCUAAUUAUUGGUUCCCACCGCUCAAGAAGGUUCUUCUAUUUUCUUGCCUCAGCCUGUUACACACCUCAUCGGAUAUGAACCAAGUUCGGCGAUUCAUCCAACGAUAUGGAACGUUUCGACGCGCCAAAUCCUACGACAGUGGUAUGAUGUCCUUUUUUAUUUUGUUGUUUAGGGUUAGGUUAAGUUUUAUCGGCUUUGGCGCUCGGUUUUUGUUUUGAAUUCGUUCCAGAGAGAAUAGGACAUUAAUUAUGAAUCGUCACCCUGUUUUUUUUUUUAUUGCGGAGGCCCUUCUGGAACGAUAAUUGCUUCAUUUUGAUAAUAAUUAGCGUUUAUGCAUGAUCUGUGAGAUUUUUGAUUUUUUCGUGACUAUUUUUCUUUAUUUUGGUGUUGCAUAGAGAUAUCGUCUUAGAAAUUUGUUUUUUUUAAAUAUCUGGCAAGCUUUUUAUUAUUCAUUAUUCAAUUUUUCUUCGCUCUGCUCCUCUUUAGUGUCUGAGUCGAACAUUGUGCAUUUCUUUUCUUUUUAAAGGAUGAGUCAAAAGUUUGAUUAAAAAAAUAUCUUAGGCCAAAGUUAUACAGUUUUUCGAGGAAAAAACGUUUCCAUUCUCACGGAUUAUUUAUUAUGGAUUUUUCACCGAAACCCAAACGGAAGGAAACGUACAUAUGCAUUGCAAAUGUUUGGCGUGGGAAGGACUUUAAAGGGAAAUGUAUUUUUCAGAAAGUAAGGAUCCUCGAGUAGCAAAGCUGUCGUGUGAAACCUUUCCAAGUACUUCCCGAUAUAGACGCGGAAAUCAGGAAGAGUUCAUUUUGAAAGAGUUCAACUAUAUUUGCGAGUUUACGGUCUGAAAUCGACUGUAAAAGAAUCAGCUCAAUUGCUGAUCUUCAGUCAAAAAAAUUCAGUCGUAGAAAGUUUUUUUGAAAAGUCGAUAUUGAUUUUUGUUUUUUUUAUUUAGGAAAGUCUUGAGGCAAUUUCCGAAAAAUUGAAAAUUGGAUAUUUUGCCUCGCAUUUAUAAUUCACACCAUUUAUAUGAGUGGAUGUUAUUGCUGGGUUCGUCUCGCUCCGUUGUUAGCCAAAUAAAAAAAUUUCGAGACUCUGAAUUCCGAGGUAAAGCUGUUGAAAUAUGGAAUUCGUCUUUUCAUCAUACUUAUUUGAAAUAGUAUUUUUAUAAAAAAUUCGUAUAUAUUUUUGUCUUUGCUUUUCGAUUCUUUCUGUUUUUUUUUCUUCCUUGAAAACGAAAAAAAAACGAGAACCCUCCGGCUGUCAUUGGAGUUAUGUGUUGUAAUAUAAUGGAAUGGGCAAUAUUAAUGUUGUUUUGAACUACCUGCGCCUUUCUUUUUGAUCUGUUCAUUUUCAGAAGAGCAAGAGAAGUUUUAAAUCUUAUGUUUCAUCUUUUUCAAAUGGCUUAUGAAAAAAUUGCAUACUUUUUUUUCGUAGCAACGGCCAUCGAACGACAUCUCUGCACUGGAGCGCCUGAAGCGCGCCCGAACAUUUCUCUGCCGCAUGCUUUUUUUCGUCGUUUAUUUUUUCAGUUUCAAAAAAACUCUGAUUUUACUGAUAAAGUUUUAUUGUAAAAAUGUAUAAAGUUAGGUUUGUUCGAAUGUAUCGAAAACAAUUAGGAUGUUGUCCCAAUUUGUGUUUUUUGCCUUGCGGUCAGCGUACAUUUAUGUCCGUGGCUGUGUUUGUAUUGCGUGUAUGUGUGUGACCGUUUGCUCGUUCCCAUUUUUGGAUCCCAAUGAUUCACGCCAAACGUCUUUCGUGCUCAGUUUUGAGUUAUUUCCCUCUUCUUUCCCAGUCUCAUAGUUUUUAUUUGAAGAUCAGCCUUUCGCAAAGCAGAUUUCAUCCUAUAAACUUGCAAUAUGCAAAAAUUGCUGACUUCUUGUAAAAUGGACUGUUGGACCAUAAAUUCAUUUUCACUCCGAAAACCGUGAGUACAAAGUUUUUUCCUAAAAUGUAUUUUUUUUCAAUUAGCAUAUUAUAUACCUCAACUAUACCAUAUGUCGAAAAGAGCAAGCAAAAUUUUCUCAAUUCGUAUAAAACACAGAAAUAUUUCUUCACAUUGAAUACUAGUUAGUUGUUUUAAAUCCGCUUGGAACAUUUUCCACAGUUAUGUAGGACUUUUCUGGUCUCGAGGCUUGAUCUCGCGUUCGCAUCUGGACGCCUUUUCACUCGAUUGCCCCUAAUCCAUCUUGAUUUUCAUUUUCCUUUUUUAUUUGCUGUUCAGGCUUUCUCCAAUUUUUUCCUGCCGUUAGUCAAAUCGGAUGUAUUUGAAAAGCACGUUUUCCUGUACAUUGGAGUAUAUUUGGCGAAAGUUUUUAUCUUCAAACUCAACUCACUGAAAACGAGCGAAAAGUUUAAAAAAAAAGACGAGUUUAAAAAAUUAUUAUAUUAGCUUGAACUUCCCUCCAAUCGGCUUAGUUUUUCAAUAUUUAUUUUUUUGCAUUGGUGUUAAACCAGAAGAUUUCCUGAUGACUAAUUUGACUGUUUUGCAGGACAUUUUUACGGUUCACGAAGGCCCGAGGAGUGCUAUGCGGACGGGGAACAGGCGAUGGUGAGCCACGGGACGACCGAGGGCCUCCUGCCGGCCAACUGGGAGACGGCCUACACGGAGAACGGCGACAAAUACUUCAUCGAGUAUGCCUUUCAUCUUUCUUCAAUUAUUCAUCAACGCACAACCCCAGCUUUUCACUCUUUCUUCCGUUUUUUUUCUUCUUCUUUCGUUCUAAAAAGAAUAAAUAGGAUUGUUUCUCAUAAGAUUGAACUUUCUGAGAACGGCUGAAAAGCUGUCAGAACUGUUGCUUUCGAAAUUCUCUUCUGGUCUUUUUUGUUUGCUUCUCUACUUUUCCUUCCUGUGUAGACAUUAUUUGGCACGCUCAGAAACUUUUUCUACGCAGUACUCGAUAGUUUGAAACUUUUUCUAAAUUCAAGACCCUCAAAAUCCGUGAAAGUUAAAAUUCGGCAGAAAGACGAGUAAAGUUCAUUUUUUCUGUUUUUUUGGUUUGAACCUGUAUUCAAAAUCUUUUUCAAAUAUUCAGGCCGAAGGAAUUUUUUCAAAUUCUUGAAAGAGAUCAAAAAAUUGAAGAUGGGAUUAGUCCAUUUCCGCUUCAGCUAGAUUUUGAAUUUCCUAAUUAUUUUUGGCUCCUAAUUUUGUUUUUUCGUUUUUGCGAAUCUUGAAAAAGCUUUUUGCCUCUUCCUUUUCUCAAUCGUUUUACUAAAAAAUUGCUUUCUAUUCACAAUUUUUGCUUUUAGGUAGUGGAAACGUCUAUUCGUUUUAGGCUUAAUUCAUGCGUUUUCUUGUGUGUUUUGAAUUAAGAAUGAUUUUCAUUUAGCAUUAAGGUGGUUGAUGUGAAUUUUAUUCGCAGAUAAACAACUUGUACAUAUAUAGGGAUUUUUGCAGACUUGAAAAAUCUUUCCACGUUUGCCUUUGUUUUUAAGUUUAGCCUAUCAAACUUGAAAUCAAAGAGUUCUAACUUUCUGUGCUUCGCUUGAGCUACGUAUUCAACAGUUCUCAAUGAAGCUAAUUGUCUAAAUGAUUCAGCUUAUUCGAAGUUUUUUGAAUUAUCGAAUACGAAUAAAGCCUCAAAUGUCUGAAAUUCCCGCAAUGCACGCUAUCAGAACUGUUGUCACUGUAUCAAGCAUGAUUAUUUGCGCCGGCGAUGAAAAUGUUUAGCGAGGUUGGGGGUUAACGGCCGAAGCAUUUUGCCCUAGUCGAAAAGCAAUGACGGUCAUAAACCGACGAUUAUUUGCACUGUGAGAAAUCUGUGAGUUGCAGCCACAACACUGGCACGACGACCUGGGACGAUCCGAGAGACUUGCCUGUAGGCUGGGAACAAGUCGACGACCCCGUCUACGGCACCUUCUAUGUCGAGUAAGUCUUUUUUCAAGCUUUAUCUAUCAAAUAGCUAGUAUAAACGGAGGAGAACUUAAAAUGAAGAACGUGAUGUUUCAAGUAAACUUUUUGCUGAGAGGGUUAAAAAGCAAAAAUAUGGCGAACUAUUUUUUGGACACGUGGUAACUUAAGUCAAAGUUCAGAGAGAAGUUUCAAAGAGAUCGUUCUGAAGGGAAAAAAAAUAUUAAAAAGUCAAUAAAGCAUCAGUCGCAAAAUGUUCUAAAGAUGUAAAUGGUUGAUGGGUGUUGGAAAAUGUACUUGCUUUGAAAUUUGUGAUGAAUUGAGUCCAAUUUUCGAUAUCUAACGAGAUCAUAAUUAGAAAACUCGACCUCAAAGUAGCAUCAGAGAAGAGGAAUAAGAAAAUAUAAAUAAAAGUGGCUCACUAAGUCAAAGAGAUUGUCGGAAAACUCCAGCCUUUUUUUCUCUCACCUAUAUCAUAAACGCUCUAUCAAUUUUCGUUUAUAUCGAAAAAAUGAAAAGAGCGGGGAUCUGAAGUCGAGAGUGAGUGACAUGAUGCGGCUAAACAUUGCCCUUGGCUCUGCCGCCGUUUCGAACUCAGAACCAAAUUUGGUUAUGUUCGGCCGGCGGUUUUGCAUCUUUUCUCACCCCUCCUCGUUUUGCCUUUUGUCGAAAUCCGCGUUAUCGCCGCCACGACAUCUUCUGCUCCUUCUUCUGCGGCUUUUCCUUCUCCUUGGAGCACCAGCCACGCCUCUCACCCAUCCGUCCACUUUUUUUUAUUCGUUUUUGGCUAUUUUCUUGUCCCUCCCACUUCUGCCUGGUUUUGGCUUAUUGAUCUUUAGGUUUAUGCUUUGUGUUUGCUUUGUUUUUGCUUUUCGAAAUGUGUUCCAGAAUUCAUAAUUCUGCAGGUUCUGUAAUGGUUUUGCAAGUUGAGCUUUAGUAUUUCCAAAAAAACCAUUCCCCGAGAAUAUUAAUUUUCAUCCCUUGAAACAAAAACAACAUUUUUGAAAAAGUAUCACAAAAAUUUUUUUAAAUUUAUUUUUUUGAAUUUGUUUAAAAAGUUCAUAUCUUUAGAAAAAAAGUCCUCAUUUGGUGCUCAUUUAAUGACCUUUUUUUAUUUUAAAGAACUGCAUUGAAAAAUUUUUCAUUGUCAAAGUUGAUGUGAAAGCAGAUUUUUCACGAUUUACUAACUUUUACUUAUCAGUCUCGAGAAGUAAAGCUUUUUUUAAAAACAAAAAACUCGCAUUUUUUUAAAAACUCGUUGUCAGCUUUUUUUGAUAGGCAUCAAAAGUCAGGAAGCAUUAGCUUCAUUUUUUGAAAACUGAAAAAUUUUUUUAAAAUUUAUUUGAAAAAAAAAUUGAGGUAAACGAAGAUUCGAUUUUUUUUUCCUCUAUUCAGAACUCGAAAUGUUUUCUUUCUUUGUUCCUGGCUCUUUCUGAAGCUUCUCUCGGCAGUCUUCUUGUUUUAUCCGUGGAGCGAACUAUUCUCUCUGAUUUGAGCCAGAGAAAUGAACGGAGAUGGACACUUGCGGCUGGUGUGAAUGUCGGCGCCGACGUCGUCACGCGGCACCGAGCUCUUUGCAAAUGUCAUAUUCUAUUCGGCGCCACCGAGGCAACCCCUGCCACAGGAUCUCAGUUGCGACGACCGUUCUGGCGGUGCGACGUCGUCGACUCGCUUCGCCACAAUCUCGUAAGGAUUCCAUCCGUUCCUUCCUUUCUAAUUGCUGGUUGCGUUGGUUUUAAGCUUUUCACAUGAUAUCGAGGGAGAGAAUAAUUUGGGAGGUGCCGAUAUAAAAUGGCUUCUGAAACGCGUCUUGGCUCUAAUUGAACUUUUCUCUUUUCGAAAUUGAUAAUUUUUUGGAGUUUUUUUCACUUACUUUUUUGUAAGUUUCAAGACUGGAAAACUGCUUUUUAUGUAAUUUCGGAAUUUCAUUAUGGUCUUUUGCAAGAUUGAAUCAUUUAUCUUGAAGCUCACGGAAAUUACUUCUUCUAUUUUCGAGUUACUUUGCGGUUUUUCUGUAGGUUCCGAUUCAAGCCUUUUGAUUAAAUGAUUUUUUUUUUCAAAGGUUACAACAAUUAAAUUCCUCACAAGUUUCGAACGCAUUUUUCCCACGCGUCUGCUGCGUCGGCUGAGAAGUUUUUUCAUUUUAUUUUUUGCACUUUGAUUCCCGCCCUAAUAGGAUUUCUGGCGUUCGAGGAGUUGCAGUUUCCCAUGGUUUUCAACAAAUAAUCGAAUUUUGCAAAAAUCAUUUGCCGCAUUUGUGUUGAGAAAUUGGAAGUCUUUAUUUGAAAGUAAUGAAGUUUCACGACAGUUCGAAUUAUCCAAUAAAAGUUUCAUCAAAGUUGUAUGAAGAUUAUCAAAAUAGAACUUUUUUAACCGGUUCAAGAACUUUUUGUGGAGGAAGUGUGAAAGAAUUCUCACUGUCAUUCUGAUAAUGAUAACUUUGAAAAUCGUGCGUAUCACCUGAGAACGUGAUUCUUAUCACUAAGGUUUCUUACUACGAGUGGUCAAGUUUGUAAUGGAGAACUGCUUGGGCAGGAAAAAUAAAUUGAAAAGAAACAAAAGAGGAAUUGUUUUUUGCAGUCACGUGAACAAGAAAACGCAGUACGACCGGCCGAUGACGACGAUGUCUUCUGCCGCGAUGAGCAGCCGCUACGACACCCUGCCCACCACCACCAACUCCUACUCCUUCAAUCACAACUCUUAUAAUGAGGUGGGCUCAUCCAAAAUAUUCGAAUGAGUUUUGUGACAUUUUUUCAGAAGAAAACUUCUUUUUUUUUUAAAUUUAGAGUUGGUAUCUCUGCUGCUUUUCUUCUGCUCAGUUUGAUUAGUUUUUUAGCUGACGACGCUGAAAUCGUCGCCGCGAGACUCCGGCUUCGACUCGUCGCCGACGCGAUAUUCACGCCGUUUUGGCAACACUCUGACGAACGGCGGCGGCAACGCGAACAUGGCGCCGAUGAAGUCGCGCGGCUCAAACCCCAUGUUCACGACGGAUCCGUCGCGACUGGGAGGAGAGCUCAUCUCGACGAGAAUCAUCAAAGGACCCAAGGGCCUCGGCUUCACCUUGAUCGGCAACGACGCCUCCAGCAAAGGCGACGAGUUCAUCCAGGCUCGUUCUAUUUCAUUCAUUAUGGUUUUCCCAAAUACAUCCAAAAUAAUUACGCCGAACUGCUUUUCCCAAUUUUUUCCCUUCUUUUUCCAACUGAGUUUUUUACAUGCCUGAUGUUGUGAUUUCUUUAAAAAUAUUUUCGAUUUCUAAACAAACAUUUUUUUUUAAUGAAUUUCCUCUCCGUGAAGUUGUUUGGGCGAGAGGCGAGCCAGCCCCGAACAUCCGGUGGCAUUCCGCUUUGUUGGCAUUUUUGAAUGAUCUCAAUUUGUCGUCGACUCUUUCCAAAUGCAGCUUUUCAUUGGAAAAACUUUGAAAGGACUGAAAGAUACACUUUUAAUGUUCAGAGAGAUCAUGAAAAAUAAAUGAUACGAAAAAUCUUUUUCAGUCUUAGGUUAAUACAUUAUAAACAUGUUUCAAUGCUAAAUUUCUAGUUUAAAAAAAUAUAUAUCCUAGAAAUUUAGUGCCCAUGUGUCUCAGUUUGAGUGUUCCGUUGUUUUUCUGUGACCUCCGACCAGACUGUAAUGUUUUUCGACUUCACAAAAUCACUAUUCCUAAUCUGAAAGAGAAAAGAAUUAAAAAAACGCCGAAGUUAGACUUGUUAGUUGUUCGAAACUGCCAAUAGUGAACUAAUCGAUUAGGUCCCCGAUUUUUAUACGGUUGGAUUUCAUUACUUUUCCUAGUUUGUUAUGAUUAUGUUGUUCCUUUUUUAAUAUACAUACAGAUGAAUCAAUAUGGAAUAUCGCCAUUUUGAUCACUGUUACUUUUUGAUGUUUCAUAUAAUCAGUCCUUCAAUCCAAUAAGAGUCACUUCAAAAAAAUCGUGGAAACUUGAAAUUGAAAAAGAUUCCGUUUGAAUGUAACAGCUUUUUCCUUUUAAAGUUACGAAAGUUUUAAUUCAAUGCAAAAAAAAAGUUUUUCUCGGUUCAAAAUCACCUUUUUCAGGUGAAGUCGGUUCUGACUGGCGGUCCGGCGGCAGCGAACGGCAUUCUCCGAAGCGGCGACAUCCUGGUGCGAGUCAACGGCGCUCUGUUGCUCGGCGCGAAGCAGAAAGAGGCCUGCGACGUUUUCGUCGCGAUUCCUGUCGGCGACCCUGUCGAUAUCCAAAUUUGCCGUGGCUACGAGUUGUUCAUCGACCCAUCGAAUAGGGUUUUCUCUUUCGUCCAAUCAACUUGGUUACCGGAAAAGUUCAGAUAGUGACAGAGAAUGUCUAUUCGUCGACAUCAAAUCGGAGUCGUGACCUCCAUGACAUCGACAUUUUCAAGGGAUCCGAGGGCUUCGGUUUCACCAUCGCCGACAGCGUUAAUGUGAGAAAAAAAAUGAUUUACUAGCUCUUAUUAAUUCACAGUAGAAGGAUAUAACCAAAGAUUAAUCAUAACCAACGAACUUCGAAAUUCCAGUCCAGAAAAGAAAAAGGGCAAAAGGAGGGACAGUGAAAAAAUCAUGAUUUUUCAGCUAAAUUUUAGAUUUUUUUGCAUCUAAUCUUAAAACGAUUUCAGCAUUUUCAUUAAUUUAGAUUCUUCCUUUUCACUUAGACUGCCGCAUUUGCUCUGAACGAGGUGUUUCUUAUUUGAAUCGAACCAAAUUUGGAGUUAAAACUUGGGAAAAAUAUGUUUCCAAUAAGUCUCAAAACAUAUUUUGUUUUCAUAAGUUCCAAUAACGUAAUAAUGGGAUAGAAUCUGAUGAUUAAGUUUUGCGUUGCAGGGCCAAAGAGUCAAAAAGAUUCUGUACCCGUCGCAAUGUCCGAAUCUGAUGGAAGGCGACACGAUCGUCGAGCUCGACGGAAGGAACGUCCGCGCCGUUCCGCACACGCAACUCGUAGACAUCCUCAGGGAGUGUCCUGUCGGCUACAGAGGACGGCUCGUCGUGAGGAGAGGCUCGCCCAAGAGCAGGUGGGUAUGGCGAAGGCGUAAAUUCAGGACAGGUUCGAGAAAGUGAUUAGUAGUUUCAUUUUGAAUAUGAAGAAGAAUGUUGUUCAAAAAGGUCAGGUGCAGCAAGAACGUGGCAACGUAGCUUCAUGAAAUUUUCGCCAAAGAAUAAGGACGAGUAGUAUUAUUUAUCGAACUUUGAAGGCGUAAGACCACCUCAUUUAGUGUCAGAUAUGUUCAGAAUAAUUUUUAAUUUCGAAGCGUUAAAAACUCUCGAAGAAUGAAACGUUGUUACGACGAGUUCAAGAAAAAUAUUUCACAACAUUCAAAGGAAAUUUAUAAAGCGGAAGUUUCUGUGUAGCAUUUGGACUGAAAAAAACGAAAAAAAUGUCUAAUUUUUUUCAUUUUUUUGGAUUUUUUUACUUUUCGAAUUUUUAAAUUAAAAACUUUAACAUAAAAAAAGACGACUUCAGUAUCUGUCUUACAAAAAAAUUUUUUUUGCCUUUGGCCCAGGUUUUCACUUGUUCGACCAGAACUGUUUACUCUCUAAAUUCGGUAUAAACAGUCUUUAUUUUUUUUUUAAGAUCAAGAACACCGACGGCCGCGUUCCGAUACGGCGAAGGCGACAGAACGACGCCGGCAAUGAACGGCUCUGCGACGACGACGAGGUCCAAGACGCCUGCUCCGACUCAGAAGACGAGUAACGACUUCGGGACGAUUAGCCGAAGCGGAAUCAGCAAUUACGAGUCGCAAGAUGGCCAGGCGAGGAAUGUCCUGCAAAGGGUUGGCGCCAAAUUGGAAAUCAAAACCGAUGUCUGUUUUCCAGCAACCGGCUGUCAAUGACACUUGGGAGGUGCCGACGAGGAUGCGUCCUUCUUCCACCACCCUCGGUUUCGCCACACCAAACUACAUUCCCAUCAGCACGUUUAGAGAAAAGUAGAUAAAUAAUUCUCAAUCAAUUAUGUAUUUUACCUCUUUCCAGGCCUUCUGAUCUGAUCACAGUUUCGUUGAUUAGAAAGCCGGUUGGGUUCGGCUUUCGGUUGCUCGGCGGCACUGAGGUUUCUCCAUAGAGCGACAUUGUUCUCUUUGAAUAACUUUGAUGUAGUUGCAGUCGAAUACGCCGUUGUCGGUGGGACAAAUUGUGGCUGGUGGUGCGGCGGAGGAAGACGGAAGAUUGCGUGAAGGCGAUGAGGUACCUUAAGAUCCGAGUUUGAUCUCUGAGGGAGGAUUGUUCAGAUAUUGGAGAUCGACGGGAAGCGAGUGGAAGGCGCGUCUCACGCCGAGGCCGUCGCUCUUCUGGAGACCGCCGCCCACAACAAACACGUCAAGAUGAUCGUCCGAAGGCCGAGGAACGAGUUCAGAAGGUUUAGAGCAAUCCUCGCUGGGUUCAUAAAGCAAUAGAAAUCAGUAAGAAGGAGAAAAUUCCGAGAUAUAAUGUUAGCAAUUCUAUUCGCCAAUAAAAUUCGGUGAAUCAUGAAAAACUCUUUUCCAAAAUCUGAUAGUUAAUAAAGCUGAAAACUUUGGAUAGUUUCAAAAAGACCUCUCAUUCCUCACAGAACUUCCCUUCCGACAAUAGAACGAAAAGGUCAAUACGAGGUGGUACUCGAUCGAGCCCAACAGGACGGAUUCGGCUUUGUCCUGAUGGCCACUCAACGCAAAAACGGCUCAACCAUUGGUUAUUCCGCCUUUCUCGCACCAACUGAUUCCGAUUUUCAGGUCACAUCCAGCCUGGUUCUCCUGCCGCCAGAUGCGGCCAGUUGAACGUCGGCGAUCGCGUCGUCGCUGUCAAUGGAAUCGACAUUCUCAACUUGAGCCAUUCUGAAAUCAUCUUGUUGAUCAAAGUAAGAUUUGCAAAUUUUUAAGUCGAGACACAGAGAAUUUCUGUGUGAUAAAACACGAAGCUUGAUCAAUUUACCAUGUUGAAAAGAGGAAAUAAAUUAAAACGAACAUGAUCAAUUUCUGCGCUCCGUGUGUAAUAUAGGUUAUUUGAAUAUUAAAAUGAGUAUUUAAUUUUUUUCUAUUCUGAUCAACCUAUUUCAUGUAGGAUUUAUUUCAACUGAUCUGUGCAUGAUUUUUUUUCAUCUCUCAUUCACAACAAAAACUGGCUUCGAAAAAAAAAACUUGUUCAUUUUUGAAAAAACCUGUACUUUUUUCACAGUUUAGAUUCCGAAUUUCAGGACUCCGGAUUGUCGGUUAGGCUCACCAUCGGCGCCCCGGAUAACUCUUCGUCAUCGACGCUCGGCCGCACGAACCCUCUUCCACAGUACUCCAAUAGCAACGGCUAUGACUCGGUAAAUCUCCUUCCAAGGAAACUAACCAUUCACUGUUGUUCCUUGAAGAGGGAUUACGGUGUGGUCCCGCCCCCGCCGCCGAACCUCAACCUCAACAGCUACAGUACUCUGAACACUACGGUGGCUUCCCGUUCUACCUACAUGCCUUAUGAACGUCUGACCAACCUCGACAUGGAAGGUCUCGGCGUCUCCGACAAACAAAGCAGUCAGGUUGGUAGGCCGGUUCCCCUUUUUUACGUGUAUUUUAUUGUCUCUGUUCUUGGAUUUACUGAAAACGAAGCUUUGGAAGCGCUGCUCAAAGUUGGAUAGUUCUUUUAAAACACAAAUCUUUUUCAAAAAAGAGUUUGAUUUGUAUGCUCAUUGUGUUCCAUUCAGAAAAAUUUUCCCGCUUCUUUUGGCUAAGAAGGAAGCUUUUCCAAUGAUUAGAAAGAUUUUGAAGAGCAACUUUCUCUCAAUGAAGAUAGUGAUUUUUAUUUUUCAAAACUUUGUGACUUUGAAAAUUUAGAAUUUACUUUUUUCAUUUAAGUUUCAGGGAGAAAAUUUAUUUUUUUUCGAAAAAUCAUUAUUAAUUUUUAUUCGGUCAUCUAUUUCAACGAAUCUUCAAAGAUCUGAAAAAAGGGAUCCACUUGAGCAAUGGCACAGCGCACUUUCUGAGCUUUCCUGCUGCUGAUUGUCUCGAAGCUUCUUUUUCAGUUACUUGUUCUUUGUUAGUCACUUGUCCCGACGCUUUUUUUGUUUUCUGUUUUGUAUUUGUAACGUUUUUGUCGAGCACCGGGUGAAUUGAACAGAAAUGGGAGCGGAGGCCGUCGAGCUGCGAGUCUUUACUUCGGAUGAUGCGAGAAGCUUCCGUGUUCGACACCUACACCGACGGCGCCGACAUUGAUGGACUCUCGAGGACGUCCUCAACUCGGUUUGUGUCCGUCGCAUGUGUUCGUGCCUAACUGUCGUCCGUCACAGCAUGCCUGCUUCUCAUAUUUUUCUUUCUAUUCUUCCUGUCAGGUCCAUAAAAAAUGUACCCAGAACUUUAUUUCUUAUAGAAAAGAAAAAGUGCAUUGAAAGAUAAUAAUUUAAGCUUUGAAAUGCAAUACUAUUUGUUUUUUUUUUCGUUUUUGAGAAAGGUAGGUAGGUCUCAAUACGCCAAUUUGACUAAUAAACGAACUUCAAACUCUCGGCGAGUGCAUCAAGAAGUAUCCUGGACAAUUUUCAAAGAACUUUCAAUUGCUGAUCACAGUGUCCUCCUUGUGACGUUCAACAUCUUGAAAUUUCCAUUUUGUACUCCCUGGGCUAAACUUUCAUGGACGUUUCUAGUAGUAUUCACUCAAACUCUGUAUUUUUUGCAGAACGGCGUGCUGAUCGACGUUUCUUUGGAGCGCGGCACACGCGGAUUUGGCUUUUCGAUACGCGGUGGACAGGAGUUUGGCGCGAUGCCGCUUUUUGUGCUGAGAAUCGCCGACGACGGACCGGCCAAGCUCGAUGGACGGUUGCAGGUCCGGAGAGAGUAUAAUAAUGAUGAUCCGUCCUCAGAAAUGAUAAAUAUUGAGGCUAAACUCGUUAGAUGCAUUGGUGUCGUUCAUCAGAGGAGCUCUCCAUCCCUUUUGAUAUUUCGGAAAGAAGUUGAAAAAUAGCUUUUUUUUUCCAAUUUUUGCGUUAAUUUUAAUUAUGAAGAGCGUGAUAUGAUGAAGCAGUAUCUAGCGUGUCUAGUGAGUGCGUCGAAGUCAGAAAUGAAAAAUGUAGCAGAUUGAAAUUAUCACAUUUCUAUUCAAAGCCAUAGCCUUUUUUGACGAAAAAAUAAAUGUUCAUUCAAAAAUCUUUCAGAAAAAGAUCAAUUUUGCAGGUUGGCGAUCAAUUGAUCACGAUAAACGGAAACGACACGACGGGAAUGAGCCACGACGAGGCGAUCAAACUGAUCAAGCAGCACGUCGUCGUCAAACUCACCGUCCUCCGCAACAAAUUGCCUUGA